This is a messenger RNA of Arabidopsis thaliana (thale cress), 246 nucleotides long. RefSeq lists its product as uncharacterized. Lineage: Eukaryota; Viridiplantae; Streptophyta; Magnoliopsida; Brassicales; Brassicaceae. The coding region runs from base 1 to 246 and encodes 81 amino acids. The record is from RefSeq and is marked reviewed. The transcript has 2 exons.
AUGACGAAGAAAGAAGAAGAGCAUGUCGUAGAGUCUUUAAACCUCCCGGAUGUAGCAGGCAAACCAUCGACAAAGGUUGGGCCCAUGGGCUCGAGAGAAGACGUGAGUGGUAUGGGCGAUCGAGGUGUUACAGUGGUAUCAGAGCCAGAUCCAGAUAAGUGCGGAGUCAAGAAGGCUCUCACCGUCGGGGUGACGGUCAUGGUGCGCAACGAGGACGUUGGGAUCUAUAAUGUGGGUGAACUGUAA